AUGAGGUUCUCAGCAUCUUUACUGGCCCUCGCCAGCCUCGCCCCUCUCGCCCACGCCGCUACGCACGAUCUGAUUGUGGGGACAUUUGGAACCAAGGCUCUCUACACGCUCGAGUUCGAUGACGAGGCGUUGACUUUGGACCUAGUGGCCAAUACGAGCACAACUAUAUCCAGCUCUUGGAUUGCUCUCAGCAACGCCACCAGCAUCGGGCUCGACAAGGCUGUCGUGGCAGGAGGCAACUGCACCUCCACCAGUAUUUACGUGGUUGCCGAUCCACACCCACCCUACGCGGUAUAUGGCUCCUUCUUUGGCGGCGAUGCGGGAUGCGGCGCCGUGAUGUCGGUCGAUGACGGCGUUCUGGAUGCCUCGAUUCUGAACUACACCUACUUCACGUCUUCGGGAGUUCAUGGGACGGCAUUUGGCCCCGAUUCCAAGUUCAUCUACUCGGCCGACGACACUGGCAACACUCUAUGGACUCAUAGUGUAGAUUCAAGCACCGUAUGCUCACAUGUCGUCUACCCGCUCAAGCAGUCCAACGACAGCGCUUCCGAUUUCUGGGCCGACGAGGUAGCACUGUCGGCCAGCGGAUCGUACGUUUGGGCGACGAACCGAGCUCGGAGCAGUACUGCGGGAUACAUUUCGGCCUUUACACUCGACGAGUCUGGGGCCAUCCUACAGCAGAACUUCCUGCUGCCAACGACCUCGACCGGCGGAGCGGCAAACAGCGUGGCGCCAAGCCCCUUCAGCGACCGAUUCGUUGCUCUAACGGAUUCCAGUGUAGGCUUUGUUGAAAUAUGGGAGUUGGCUGAGGACGGACAGGCGGCAAGCGUUGUCGCCCAUAUUGACCUGGUUGACGGAGGCUGCUGUGCCAAUGCUGUUUGGUACUCCUAG
Anthostomella pinea is the source of this 891-nucleotide messenger RNA. Lineage: Eukaryota; Fungi; Ascomycota; Sordariomycetes; Xylariales; Xylariaceae. The record is from the annotation of a GenBank genome assembly.